AUGCCGUCCUCGUCCCUCGCCUCCCUCGCCGUCCUCGGCCUCCUCGCCCUCUCGCCUCUUAUCACGGCCCGCCCGGCACCAACGGGCACUCAGCAAGCCAAGCGCUCCUUCCAAACGCCCUCGCUCGACCUGCCGCCGCCGCAGUACCUCGAGGACGCGGCCGUGAGGAGCGCCAUCGCCAACAUGGCGGCGGCCGCGCAGGCGUCGGCCGCCGUCAAGGCCCGCCGGUCGGGCCUCGACAACAUUGUCGACGUCGACAUCCAGAAGCGCGGCAACAAGGUCGACGGCGACUCGCUCCUCAAGCGCGCCGCGUGCGUCGACUCGACCGCCGACGACAUGCUCAUCUCGUCCCUCUUCCACUACGGCGGCGCCGGCACCGUCGUCGAGCUCUGCCCGGGCGCGACGAUCAAGCUCACGAACCCGGUUCACUUUACGGCCGCCGACCAGGUCCUCACGACGCAGGGCAGCCCGACCGGCGACACCCGUGCUACGCUCGUCGUCACGGGCCAGGACCAGGCGUGCGCCAUCUUCGGCGCAUGCCAAGGGUGCGACAACAUCGUCGUCGAGUCGAUCCAGGUGGCCGGGCAGCGCGACGUGCUCGGGUUCAACAACGGCCCUGCGCUCCUCGAGCUCGGCGGCGACAACGUCGGGCAGACGGUCAAGAACUGCAAGCUGUGGGAGCCUCGUGGCUGGUCCGCGCUCCACGGUAUCGAGGGCAACGGCAACUCGUGCAACAGCAUGCUCAUCACGGGCAACCAAGUCGGCCCGUGCGGCCACUCGCCGACGAACGGCAAGCAGUUCAAGCGCGACGACCAAGUCUACGUGCCCGAGCAGUGGGCCGACGGCAUCUCGAUCGCGUGCAAGGGGUCUCGCGUCCAGGGCAACACGAUCGUCGACGCGACCGACGGCGGCAUCGUCAUCUUUGGUGCGCCCGGGUCCGUCGUGAGCGGCAACACGAUCAUCGCUCGCCAGCGCCGUCCUCUCGGCGGCAUCAACCUCGUCGACUACAGCCCGUUCUCGGGCUCGUUCGAGGGCACGGUCGUUGAGAACAACGUCAUCUUGGCCGACACCAACAUGAUCAAGGCCGGCAUCGCGCUCGGCGGCAUGGUCUGGGGCAGCGACAACCGCACCGCCGCACGGACCUGGGGCGGCAUCGUGCGCAACAACGUCUUCAAGUCGGGCUCGGGCGGGUACUUUGGCUACGCCGUCGCCGUCGCCGGGCACCAGAAGGCCAUGAUCUCGGGCAACGACGCGUCGGGCGCCGCGUUCGGCGGCGGGCCGUCCGAGGCGUGUGUGCCCAACCCGAUGGUGCCCGCGAGCCAGGCGUUCGUGUACGACCACUGGACGACGACGGGCUCGACGCUCCAGGACAACUUCCACAACGCGCCGCUCGUGUUCCUCAUCUGCCAAGGUCCGGGCCCGGUCGUCGGCACGGGCGUCGCAAAGGCGCAGACGGGCAUGAUCACGGUCGGUCGGGGCGACCUCCUCGGCGUCGUCGCACCUGCGCCUGCUGCCGCCGCCCCGUCCUCGUCCGACGCAGCCGUCGCGUCGACCUCGGCCGCCGACGCAGCCUCGACCGCCGCCUCGACCUCGACCUCGACCGACCCGACGACGGCGACGAGCAUGUCAGUCGACCAGUCGCCUCUCGCGCACCUUCGCGCCGUCCUCGAGCAGCUGGCUCAUGCCCUCGUGCCGCGCAGGCUCGACGCCUCGUCGUCGACCACGACCAAGUCGACCCGGUCGUACACCAAGUACAAGCUCCACACGCACGCGCACAAGAGUCGCAGCAGCACAUCGUCGGCGGCAGAGUCGACGGCUGCGGCCGAGCCCUCGGGCGCUGCGUCGCUGCGAAGCACCUGGGGCCGCGUCAUCGCCGCUCUUCCCUUUGCCCACAAGCCUCAAGCCUCGAAGCGGUCGCCCGUCGAGGCCGCCGCCGCCGCCGCCGACGCACCGACCGCCGUGGUCGCGCCCGGCUGGUCCAAGCCGACGCCGGUCGUCAACUUUGUCAACCCGUUCGACAUCCUCGACAAGCACGAGCGUCUCGCAUGAGCGAGCGUCGUCGGCUCGACGAGGCUCGAGCGCCGCUCGCCUUGCGCCAAACCUUGUCUUCUUCCCUUUCCCUCUCUCCUCGCGCGCGCCGGCGCACCCUCCCUGUAGCCCCCUCUCGCACACGCUGUAGCCUCCUGCCCCUCGUCUGUAGCAUCCUCUAGGCCCGAACUGUAUCUAGAAGCCGGUCUCUCCCUC
Messenger RNA from Rhodotorula graminis WP1, 2244 nucleotides. RefSeq lists its product as uncharacterized. Lineage: Eukaryota; Fungi; Basidiomycota; Microbotryomycetes; Sporidiobolales; Sporidiobolaceae. Bases 1 to 2049 code for a protein of 682 amino acids. The record is from RefSeq and is a predicted model, not a curated record. The transcript has 5 exons.